This is a messenger RNA of Mizuhopecten yessoensis (Yesso scallop), 3156 nucleotides long. RefSeq lists its product as uncharacterized. The record is from RefSeq and is a predicted model, not a curated record. Gene Ontology annotation, molecular function: protein binding. Lineage: Eukaryota; Metazoa; Mollusca; Bivalvia; Pectinida; Pectinidae. The coding region runs from base 280 to 2823 and encodes 847 amino acids. The transcript is spliced from 8 exons.
CCAGAGGGAACUUUGACUGACAAUAAUCCACCCACCGUCUCCGGCUACAUGUGCAGUGGCUAUAGGGUCAUUCUGGCUGUACGGAUUGUGUGGAUACGGUCCCAAUGUGACUUAUAUUGUAUCUAUAUGAAAGACAUUAGUUAACGCUGUUUGUAGAAAGUUCGUCUACAAUGUAACCAUAAAGACAUUUUGCUACAUGUGUAUCAUGACAUUGUGACAUUCCUGCGUUUUGAGAAUUCUUUCAUGAGAUCAAAGGGAUAACUGGAGACAUCACGGACCAUGGAAUUACCUACACCUCUACACGAUGCCGCCCACCGGGGAGACCUCGAUAAAGUAAAGGAGCUGGUCAGGUAUGGGGCGGACUUCGGGGCAACAGAUAGUAGAGGAUGGACACCUCUGAUGGUUGCAAUACUGGAUGACAAAGAAGAUACUGCGGCAUACCUCGCCAAGAAGAUGACUGUCCAGGAGUUGAGUGUAGUGGACGAGGACGGGUGCAAUGUGUUACAUCGGAUGGCUGCAUGGUAUCGUCCGUGGUCACAUGUGAUACAGGACAUAGCUGAUGCAUGUCCUAGCCUGUUACAAAGGGAGAAUAGUGACGGCCACCGACCGAAAGAUAUUGCAAGAAAUAGAAGUCAAGAUGUUUACAACAUUCUCGUGAAAUGUGACGACCUACAGCAGCGGAGACAGCAGCAGCAGCAGCAGCAAUAUACCUCUGGAAUAGCUGACAAUGUGGAAAACCCUUGUAAUAUCACCAUUGCUGUCGUUGGUCACCAUGGAGUUGGCAAGUCUUGUUUCGUCCGACAACUUAAACAGGAAUAUAUUCCGGAACACGGACCGGGCUCGACGGAUACCGCUGAUGUAUAUGUCAACUUUCUAGGGUACAACCCGAACACUGGCCUCCGUCAAAAACUUGAUGAGGAAGGCGAAAUCAAGACGAGUCGUCAGCGUCUUAAACACAUCAUUGAUCAAACAGAUAAAACGUCUCCAACCACACCACAACAACACAAAGAUAACCCCGCGGCAGCAAUAUCAACUAUGAAAGCAUCUGUAUCGUCAGCUGGGGAAAAGACAGAAGAAAGUCAAAUUGUUGAAAUAUCGCACAGAAAUCCUUCCCGUUCAGAAGAACUGUCUGGUGAACAAAGACGCGUUAUGGAGGAAGUGAUGGACACAAACAUGGAGGAUUGGAAUGACUUUGGAUUGAAGGGCCGCAUUACAAUAUAUGACUUCGGAGGAGAAAAGGUGUUUUAUAACACACAACACUGCUUCAUGUCAAGCAACAUGGUCUUCGUCCUGGUGUUCGACGUGGAUAUGUGUCUUGAUCCACGCAGAGCAAAGGAUGGUUACGAGCAAAUCGAGUUCUGGCUGAAGGUGUUCGCUACCUAUGCUAUUGAUGAAGCAGCACAAGGUAAAGGAACGCCUCCUGUCAUCCUUGUUGGAUCAUACCUGGACCUUGUUUCUUCUGAUAAAGAAAAACAGGAAGAAUUGUUCAUCUCAGUGCUAGAAAAGCUGUACGAGGAACCUGAAAUCGGUGAAAUUAUUGACGCCCACGUCCAGGGAAUGUUUCCAGUUGCUAAUUUAAAUGAUUGCAAUAAAAACCAACAUAUGUAUAAGGAAAUAUGGAACAAGAUCAUAGAGAUUGCCAAACUCCAGUCCCAAUGGGAGAAGCCUGUACCUGCAAGAUGGGUUGCAUUGGAAUACGCGCUGGUCAGACUAAAGAUUAGAGGAAACGUUAUCCUUACGUAUGAUGAAUUGCUAGAAAUAAACCGCAAAACAUCAGUGCCAUUAGCAAAACCUGACAUCAUGAACUUCCUAAGGAGACUGAGGUUUUCCGGAUCAUUCCUCUGUUUUGAUCUUCAUAGCAAGAAACCUUUUAUUGUUCUUCAACCACAAUGGAUAAUUGAUGCAUUCAAAGCCAUCAUCACUGACCCGAAGUUCAUAGCCGACCUAUCACCCAAGCAAACACUUCAGUGGAAGCAGUAUGAGAAAUCCGGCGUUUUAUCACUAGACCUUAUCAGACAACUGUGGGGACGUUAUGAGAAAAGUAAGUUCCUUGCAGAGGAGGACAAACUCGUCAUCGCAAUGGAGACUCUCGGUUUACUUACUAAACCAAUAUCAGUAGAUGCAGAGGUUGACUACUUCAUAGUACCAAGCAUUCUUCAAACUGCAGAUCCCGAGAUAAUUCGUCCAGUGCUUGAUGAUCCUGACACUGUCACAAGUGUCACUAUUUGUGCCAAGUUCGACAACCCAUUCAUCCCACAGGCUAUUUGGGACAAAAUGAUUGCCUCCUGCAUUCACAGGUUUCAGCGCCUGAGAGAAUUCGGACAUGAUGGUUUAACGUUUAUCCGACGCGGAUUUGCUUGCCUGUCUGUGGAUUGCUUGUGGAACAUGAUUAUCAACUGCAGCGACAAUGCAAUGAAGGUUACUAUGUUCAAGAAGGAUACAGAUCACUCCGUACCAACAGGAACUGGAAUUAACCUACUCAGUAUUCUUGAGUUUCUUCUCAAGCGGAUUCUUGCGUUGAAUCACCAAAGUCAUCUUGGAUACCAAUUCUACCUCCACAACGACUUCCGGUUCACUGCAGAGGAGAAAAUGGUGAAGAAGGAUGAUCUUCAACAGGCACCACGUCUACAAUGUUACGGUUCAAAUGGGACGAGAUGGAUAGACAGAGACGACCUCUCCAUCUGGUUCGGGAACCCAAAUCAGAAGACAAAACGGACCCUUUUGCGUCAUGUUGGUAAGUCGAUAUACUUUACUUCAAUUCUGGAGGUCAGUAUGAUAUAUGGUGACGAGGUUGUUACCUAUGUCUACUAUGUACCAUGUUGACCAUCUGUGGCUUCACGGAGGGGGCAGAGACUGACUAGGGAACAGAAUCACUACAUUGGGGAUAAACAAUAAUGGCUUCGAGCUACACGUGGUGACUCAGAAUCAACUUGCCAACUAUAAAUCUCCUCUUAUAUCUUACAUCCUACGUUCUUCGUCAUGUUUUCCAUUUGCACUCUCACGUAGAUUUAGUUUCUAGUUGGAUCUCCAAUUCGUUGUGAAUGAAAUCCUUCUUCAAGUUAAAAUCCUGCUUAGCCUAUGGUCGUCUGCCUGUGCCAUGCCAUUUUUGUUUAUUAUUAAUCAAGGUAACAGAGAUGCUUUACUGACUUAUCACAA